AUAUAAAAAUAAAUAUAAAAAAAAUUAUGAUAUAGUUGGAAAUAUAUACAGUUUAAAUAAAAGCAAAGUAACAAAUCAUAUAAUAAAUAAUGUAAAAAGGAAUAUUAAAUUAUAUAUUAAAAAAAAUAUAAAAAAUAUAAUAUAUAAUGAUAUAUUUUAUUAUUUCCCAUGUAAAUGCUUAACUAAUAUAUUAAAUAAUUAUUGUAAUAAAAAUGAAGUUGAAAAUCAGAAUGAGAAUCUUUAUAGUAACUUUAAUUUAUAUAAUAUAAUAGAAAAUUUCCCUUUUUUUAAUAGUUCUAUGCUACCAUUAUAUUCUUCAUUUAAAUUUUUAAUAUAUAAUUGUGCUAUACAUUAUUAUAGGUCUAAAAAUAAGGAUAUGUAUAAAAAUAAAAAAAAACACGAUAUGAGAAAAAAAAAAAAAAAAAAAAAAAAAAAUUAUAAUAAUAGUAAUAGUGAUGGUAAUAGUAAUAGUAAUAGUAAUAGUAUUAGUAAUAGUAAUAAAUAUAUGAAAAGUAUGAAAAAUUCACAAAAUCCAAAUCCUAUCGAUUCUUGUUCUCCAUUAUAUUUUAAGAAUAUAUGUGAUAAAUGCAAGUUUAUUAAAAUUAAAAACUUUUGCGCUUUGCUCUUUUUUAAUAUAUUAUUUAUUAUGAAGAGAAUUUUUUAUAAUUAUUACAUUAUGAUCAAUUUUAUUAUAACAUUAUUAAAUAAAAAUAUGUUUAUUAAAAGAAAUCAAAUCUAUCGUUUAAUUAAAAUGUAUUCAUCCUAUGAUUCCAUGGAAUCUAAUUAUUUAUUAAUCAAACAGGGAGAUAAUACAAAGGAAAGAUUAAAAAAUUUGUGUGAAGAGGAUAUAUCGAAAAUGAAUUUGUUAGAAGCUAGUAACACUACAAAUAUAAUAGACACGAUGAAAAAUACAUAUAUUCAUUCAAACAAUACUCAGGAGAUAGAUAAUAAUAUUUUAAAUAUAAAUAAUACAUUAAAUGGUAAGACAUCUAUUACUAUAUUUGAUAAUAAUAAAACAGAUGUAUUAUAUGAUCAUAUAUAUGAAAAUAAUAAUAUAGAUAAAUCUCCAAAUUAUAAUUAUUAUAAUAGAAAUAUAAUAAAAGAAACGGCAUCUAAUAAUAUGAAGAAAACAAAGGAAAUAUUUAUUAAAGAAUAUUUUAUAUAUAAAAGGUUUAAAAUACAAAUUAUACAAUAUAAGAAAUAUUUAAUAAAUGUGUUUACUAAUUUUUAUUAUUAUGCAAUAAUCGAAUUAAUGUAUAAUAAAUCUUUAUCUUUAGAUAUAGAAAUAUUUUUUUCUCUUUAUAUUAUUAUAUUAGAAAGAAUUAACCACAGUAUACUAAAUGUUAUUGAAAAUAUGGAAAAAUAUAAGAAGAAAGGAAAUAUAGAAAAUGUACAUAAUAUAUUAACAUCUGAAUCCAUAAAAAAAGAAUACCAUAUGCCAAUAUUUUUUUAUGAACAUAUUAAUGAGGAAGAGAAAGAAAUAAUAUCUAAGGAUAGAAGAGAUAUUAAAACAAAUACUUUAUUACAAUAUAAUGAAGGUAUAUAUAAUAAUAGAAAUUUUUUUAUGAAAAAUAAAAGAAAAAAAGAAAUUACAUUAUUAUUUAAUAUUAUGAAUUGUUAUGACAAUUUUAAUAAUAUGUUGCAUCUGAAAAAGGAAAAUAAGCAGAUAGUGGAUAAUACCAAUUCGGUUGUUAAUGGAGAAUAUGAUAUUUUAAAAUUGUAUACAAAGGAAAGGAAUUAUCUGUACAAUAUAGAAAGUUGUCGAAAGAAAAAAAUUCUCUACAUGUAUAAUUUGAAUAAUAAUGACGAAAAUGAGACGUAUAAUCAGAAUUUAUUUUAUCAUUAUAUAGGAAGGAUAAUUGAUCGGGGUAGAUAUAUAAUAUUUGAGGAUAUGAAAAAAAAAAGAAAAAAAAAAAACGAACAAGAGAAAAAUAAACAACACGAAAAGGAAAAAGAAAAAUAUCAAGAGGAAAAGGAAGAACAUAAAGAAGAAGCCACAAGUGGUUGUUAUUUUUUUGUGUUUAAUCCAAAUGAUACGUCAAAUAUAAUAUUUCAUUCGUUGUUAUCUCAUGUAUAUAAGAAUAAAUUAAAAGUUAUAUAUGAAAAGGAGAGCAAAAAAAAAGGAGGGGUAAAAAUAAAGCAUAAGAAUAAUAGAAUUAAGAUGGAUUCAUAUGUUACUACGUAUAAUGAUGAUAAUAAUAAUAAUAAUAAUAAUAAUAAUAAAAUUAAGAUGGAUGCAUGUCUUACUACGUAUCAUAAUAAUAAUAGUUAUUUUUAUGACGAUGAUGAUAAUUUGAUUGUAAGCAGGAAAAGAAAUAUACACGAUUCAGAAAGCGAAAUAAAGAAUAUAUCCUUUAUUUUAGGUAAUACAUUAAAUUGUUAUAAUAUAAAUACAUAUAUUAAAAGAUGUAUUAAUAAUUUGUGUCUAAAUUUAAAAAAUGAUGAUAUCGAUUAUUAUAUUAAUUGUAAAAAUGAAGAUAUAUUGACUAUAAAUUUGAAUGAAACUAUAUGUGUGUACAUAUUCUUUCCCUUACAAUUUCAUUAUUUAAGAAAGUUGUUGUGUGAUAAAGAAGAAGAUUUUAUGAAAUCACUUAAGAAAAGUAAUUUCAUAAACUUUGAUCAUAAAAAAAGGCAUUUUGUUAAAACCUAUGAUGAUAGAUUUAUAAUAAAAGAAAUAAAUAAAUAUGAAUUUAAAUCUUUUAUUAAUAAAUAUAAAGAAUUCUUUCAAUAUUUUUCAGAUAUCCUUUUAAAAAAAAAAAAAUCAUUAUUAUGUUAUAUGUACGGAUUAUAUCAAAUUGAAAUAAAAAAAAGAAAUAAAAAAAAUAUGAAAACAUAUAUUAUAUUAGAAAAUGUAAAAAUUGAAAAUCCAAAUUCCAAAAUUUUAAUAUUUGACAUUAAAGGAGCACGAAAAAAAAAAAAUUUACAAAAGUUAAUAAAGCAAAAAAGAAAAACAAGUUUCCCAUUUUUCUUCUUUGGAAGAAAUGAAAGUUAUUCAUUAAAUACAUGUAAGAUAACAGAAGAUAAAUAUAUGUCAGAUGAUUGUUCUUCCGGUAUAUCUGAAAAUUUAAAGACUUUUAGAAAAUAUAUGCAUAGGGAGAAACAUUUAAAAGAUACUAUAUUACAAGAAAGAAAAGAUGAUGAAUGUAGCAUGAUAUAUAAUAAAAAUGCUUAUUUGGAGUUUUUAUCCUUAGAUAAUACAAAAGAAGUCAAGAAUAAAAUAUCUUCAAAUAUUAAUGAUAUGAGUGAUGAGCCUUUAUCCUUUCUACCAAAUUGUGAGUAUAACAAUUCGGAGGAUUAUGUUGUAGAUCUAAUGAAAAAUAAUCAGGUAGGACAAAAAAAAGAGGAAAUACAAGAGAAAAUACAAGAGGGAAUACAAGAGAAAAUACAAGAGGGAAUACAAGAGGGAAUACAAGAGAAAAUACAAGAGGGAACACAAGCGAAAAUACAAGAGGGAAUACAAGCGAAAAUACAAGAGGGAAUACAAGCGAAAAUACAAGAGGAAAUAGAAGAGGAAAUAGAGCAAUAUCAUAAUAUUAAUGUUAUAAAUGAGGAAGAAAGUAAUAUAGAGAUACGUAAGGAUGAAAGAAGUCCGUGCAUUUUUAUCAAUCGAUUAAACAUGGAAGGGUUAGAAAGAAAGCCAAGAGAAGAUAUGAACAGCAAAUAUAAAAAUGAUGACAAUAAUAAUAAUGAAGUUAAAGAUAAAGAUUAUGGAAAAGAUAAAACCAAGAAAAAAUUAUUAUCUAAAAAAAACAAAGUAAAACGAAUUAAUGAAGAAAAGAUUAAUAAAAUGUUUAAACGGAUAAGAAAAAAAAUAAUAAGAGGUAUCAUUAACGUUUGUACAAUUCCAAGAAUAAUAAGUCCCAUAAAAUUAUAUAAUUUCACAAUGAAAAACACAUACAAAUAUAAAAACAAAGAAAAAAAGGACAGCAAAUAUAUAUAUAUUUAUAAAAAUAAUAAUAGGUUGAAACACGAUUUAUCCUAUGAUAUGGACGAUAAUCUGCAGAGAUGUAAAAAUGAAAAUGUGUUCAUAAAGGAAAUAUUAGAAGACACCAAAAUGUACAUAUUAUUAAAUAGGAGUAUAUUUAAAAUGAUGAACAGGAAAAAGAUGUUAAGAGAGGAUUAUAGAAAAAAUUUGAGAAAUGUAUAUUUAUAUGGACCUAUGGUAUCUUUAGAAUAUUUAGUAACAAAAAGAUUUUGUUUGCAAAAAAAAAAAAAAAAUAUAAAAGAUAAAGAUAUGAAAGAUAUAUGUAUAAAUGAUACAAAUAAUAUGAUAAGCAAUGAUAAUAAAUAUAAAUCAGAAGAAGGAAAUGUUGAUAAUAAUUAUGAUAUAAAUAGGAUUGUUGAUAAUAAAAACGAAAAUAUGGAUGAUAGUAUGUAUUAUUAUUAUUACUAUUAUCAUUCUUUUAUAGGAAAUGAUGUAGGUAAUAAUAUGAAUGUAGAUAAUAGUUCGAAUUCUAUUGAAAAAUAUAAUAAUUUUACGAUUGAUAAUUAUAAUUCUUUAAAAAAUUAUAAUGUUUUAUUUGAUGAUAACUUUAGGGAUUAUAUAAAAUCGAAGGUUAUAAAUUUAGAAUAUAAUGAUUAUAAAUAUUUAAUGGAUUCUUUAAAUGAAGACACGAAUUUUUUAUGUUCUCAAGAUAUUAUGGAUUAUUCCUUAUUGAUUCACAUAGAUAUACAUAAUUAUGAGAUUAUUUUUAAAAUUAUAGAUUACUUAAGACCAUAUACAUGGGAUAAAUCUGUAGAAAAUUUUAGCAAGAGUGUAUUAUAUUUAACUAAGGGAUAUAGACCCACAAUUAUUCAAUCAGAAUAUUAUAAAAAACGAUUUCUUAGUAAUAUAAAGAAAUAUGUAUUUUAUUAUGUACCUAUAUAUUCAUUUAAAAAAAAAGUAGUAUUCAAAUUAUCUGGAGGACAAAAUAGGGAGUUUUCAAUAAUACAAUUGAAUAAGAAAAAUCCGUAUCAAAAAUAUUUUUCUUAUAAUUUAUUUAAUUUAAUAUUAAGAUAUUAUAAUAAUUUCUAUCUAUAUAAGAAAUAUUAUAUAUCAUCUACUAUAUCUUAUGAUUUGAAAUAUAAUCAAAAUUGGUAUUAUAUACCUAUAUCAAAAGAUAUAUAUUGUAAAAAGAAUAUAUACAUUUUUUUGAGCUAUUUUAUGAAAGAAUAUUAUAUACAAUAUAUUCAAAAUAACAAUAAAUAUCAACAUAAUCAUUUCAUGUUAACCAAUUUAAUAAAUAUUAUGAAAUCAACUAUAUAUGAAAAUGAUAUAAAGAGUAAUACACUUGAUAGUACAAAUAAAUAUGAGGAUAAAAUAAAAAAACUUAUAGAAUGUAUAGAUAAAUUUGUAUAUAAAAAAGGAAAUCAUAUAUAUGAUGAUAUAUGUCAUGAUAUAUGUGAUGAUAUAUGUGAUGAAAUAUUUUUAAAUAAUAAUCAAAAGGAUAGGAAAGAAUAUUUUUAUGACCUAAUUAUACCAUACUCUUCUCAGGAACAGUAUAACAAUAUAUAUGAUAUUAAUAAUAAAAAUAUAGAAAUAUUAUAUCCAUAUUAUAAUAACCAUUAUGUUGAAAAACAUUCUAAAUUAGGACCAUAUAUUAUUUUGAACACUGACUCAUAUUUUUAUAAUCAAAAAUAUUAUAAAAAAAUGAAAAGACAAUUUUAUAAGAGGAUAUGUGAUCUCCAAAUAAGUAUAUUAAAAAAAUUACAAAAAAAUAAAUUUCACAUGGAAAAAAAUAUAUCCUAUUAUAUACAAAAUAAUGUAUAUAUAGAAAUGACAAAUGUUGAUAUACAUUAUACAAAUAUGAAUUUCUUGGAUGUAUUCAAUCUUUAUAAUAUAUGUGAAAAAGAGAAAAAUGAUCAUUUUUACAGAAGCAGAAAAAGUAAAAGCAAACGACGAACGAACACGUACAUGUAUGUACCUUCAUAUUUUUUAUUUUCUCUACAUAAAAGUUGA
This is a messenger RNA of Plasmodium reichenowi, 5938 nucleotides long. RefSeq lists its product as hypothetical. The annotation marks the transcript as partial. NCBI's taxonomy places the organism in Eukaryota, Apicomplexa, Aconoidasida, Haemosporida, Plasmodiidae. Gene Ontology annotation, cellular component: endosome membrane. Gene Ontology annotation, biological process: phosphatidylinositol phosphate biosynthetic process. Gene Ontology annotation, molecular function: 1-phosphatidylinositol-3-phosphate 5-kinase activity. The record is from RefSeq and is a predicted model, not a curated record. The transcript has a single exon.